AUGACCACCGGCCAGAAGUUGUCUCGAGAUGAUUACCUCUUGUUGAAUAGUCUGCUCACUGCCCCUCCCGCCGUGGAAUACAUGUCCCGGCACGGCGGUCCAGAAGACUACUACCGGCUGCAUCGGCAGGCCAUUCUGAAAUCCAUCGGCUGGCUCCCUCUAUGGACCAAAGAAGACCCCGACGGCCGGGAGGCUAUCGACGAGUUGAUCGGGGCCAAGCUAGCUGCUAUCUGGGGAGCCCGGGAUCUCUACGACUCCGGUUCGACAUCCGAGUCAGAGCCAGAGUCCCAGCAGCAGGAUCAAGCCCAGCCGCAGGAUCACUACCAGUUAUCCAAGUCCGCCAUCCCACUGCCCGAAAGAGAGCUGCUCGCGGCGGCAGUGGUACCCCCGCCGGCCCCUCUACCUCUCGAGAUCGAACCCCGCUUCGUAUCUCAGCCUGCAGCAUCUCCGAACCCAAAUCGGAUCUCAAAGCUCCUAGUGGCCUCCAGCACUUGGAUAUGGCUGAUGCCCAUCCUCUGUCUCAUCGCGCCUCUCCUUUGGUACCGAGAGAGCGUUGUCGGCUUUAUCCAUCUCUGCCUCCAGGUCGGCGCAGCUCUCGCCUCGACCGUCUGGGCUGUGGCGCUCGCAUUCUUCGCAUCGAAGCUUACGCAGGCCAAAAAUAACGGCCUCACGGCUACAAACCCUGUGAUACAAGCGCCGUGUCACUGCCCGAUUGCCACCAUCACGCAGGUCGUAACCUCCACCGAGACUGUACUCGUACCAAGCAGCGUACCGACCUCUACCGUGUCCAUCUUCAUCACGGAAACACUGGCGGCAAUAACGAGCAUGGAAACCGCAACUGUAAUCGUUACGAUAGCAGGAGCAGUCAUGACCUUGGAUACACCGACUCUCAGUCUCUUUUCUCCGGUCACCGUCACGGAAACAAUCAUGACACAUGCUGGGAUCCUAUCCCCGCCGCCGCCGUCCCCAGUAUCCCCAAAGCACACCCUCGAUGCCGGCGUCUUUUCACUCGGCAACACACUCUUCCAACACAUCCUCGCCAUCUUCCCCCUUCACACCCUCUUUUCCUUCUCCUUUUCCCCCUUCUCUCCGUUCCUUACCCACCUCGGCCUCACGCUCAUCUUCGCCAUCCUCGCCCUCUGGACCUUCCUCGCCCUGUUCACCAUCUACUCAGCCCUGAAAAGCAUCCAGGCUCGCCUCUUCCAGACCACCACAGCAGCAAGGCCAGGACCCCCGCUUGGUCCAGCCGCUUCGGAAGAGAGAAGCGAAGAGAAUAACGACGACGCCUUGCCCUUAUCCGAUUCCGAUUUCCACGACAAUGCCGAAAGCGACGGGCAUGACACCACGUCCGAACUUCAAAGCGGCGGCGGCGGCGGCGGACGUAUAUGGAGAAGGAGAGGGUCGCAGCAGCAGCAGCAGCAGCAGCAGCAGGACAGUGAGCGUGAGCGUGAGCGCAGCGCGGUGGAGAUCCUGGCUGAUUUGAGAGACGUGGCGCGAUUGGGGUACAUGGAGCUCGGCGACGCUCUCUCGCAAGAUGCGCCUCUAGAGAGGAGCAGGAGGACUUGA
This is a messenger RNA of Drepanopeziza brunnea f. sp. 'multigermtubi' MB_m1, 1566 nucleotides long. NCBI's taxonomy places the organism in Eukaryota, Fungi, Ascomycota, Leotiomycetes, Helotiales, Drepanopezizaceae. The record is from RefSeq and is a predicted model, not a curated record.